Molecule: messenger RNA, 917 nt
Organism: Prorocentrum cordatum
Lineage: Eukaryota; Dinophyceae; Prorocentrales; Prorocentraceae
Source: the annotation of a GenBank genome assembly
GGAGCGCUUCUGGGGCCCCGCGUACCGCGCCGAGUUCUUCCACGGCCACGGCCAGUUCUCGACGAAGACCUACGAGGCGAUCGGGCAGCAGUGCAGCCCCGGGGAGCUGGCCCUCGGGGAGCGCGCGGGGAGCCCCGUGAGCCCCGGCUGCAGGGCGGUCCUGGACAGGAUGGACGAGGAGAUCGGGUUCAGCUUCGCGUACAACCUCUACGACGAGUGCUACGACUUCGUGCUCGAGCAGCGGCUGCCGCGCUGGAGCGAGGUGGGGUCGCUCGGCGCCUGGCGGCGGGCGGGGCCUCGGGGCUCCGGGGAGCGCGGCGAGCUGCUGGGGAGGCUGGAGAGCAGGUGCAGCAACGCCUCCGGGCCCGGGCCCGAGCCCGCCUGGCACAUGGACGGGCAGCCGUGCGGCGGCACGGCUGUCCUCCCCGUGUGGACGGCGCACCCGGAGGUCAGGGAGGCGCUCCACGUUGCUCCCGACGCAAACUAUUUCUACGGGGACAACGGCGUCGGCUUCACCUACGUCGGCACGGAGCCCGAUCUGGUCGAGGACACCUACAAGCGGUGGGCCUCGGAGAACAUGGCGGGGGGCAACAGGACUGCGCUGAGGAUGCUGAUCUACAACGGCGACACUGACCCAGGGCUGAACUCCUUCGUGGCCGAGCGGUGGCUGGCGGACCUGGGCCUCCCCGAGCAGGAGGGCUGGCGACCCUGGACGCGUGACGGGUGGGACGCCAAGGCCGGCCUCAAGGUGGGAGGCUAUGUGACCAGAUAUGCUGGAAACUUGGACUUUGUCACCAUAAGGGGCUCUGGGCACAUGGUCCCCGAGUACAAGCCCGAGGCCGCGUUCACCAUGAUCAAGUCUUUUUUGGAGGGCAAGCCCGUGCCGCGGCUCGCGCCAAAGCCUCCGCUGCGGCGGC